Messenger RNA from Tupaia belangeri chinensis (Chinese tree shrew), 3408 nucleotides. It is a transcript of the gene RCAN2, whose product is annotated as regulator of calcineurin 2. Gene Ontology annotation, cellular component: cytoplasm; nucleus. Gene Ontology annotation, biological process: calcium-mediated signaling. Bases 317 to 1048 code for a protein of 243 amino acids. The transcript is spliced from 5 exons. Lineage: Eukaryota; Metazoa; Chordata; Mammalia; Scandentia; Tupaiidae. The record is from RefSeq and is a predicted model, not a curated record. Gene Ontology annotation, molecular function: nucleic acid binding; calcium-dependent protein serine/threonine phosphatase regulator activity.
GGACUGGAAGGAACAGUUGUCAUCAGACACUGGAGAGUGCAGCAUUUUGACUAUUCUGCUUUAACAUAGAGAGACCAACCUGAAAGGAGGGAGAAAUAGAAGAGUAAUAAGUAAUUAUACUGAAACAAAUUUGAAGUCGAAAUAGCUGAAGAAUAUAUAAAUUACAGUUGCUCUGCUUGUUUGGACAGAAGUGGAGCCUUGGAAAACAUCGUUCACUGGAGCCAGCCCAUGGCCUGAUGGUUCAGAUGACUGGAUCCCAUAUGGUCGACUACACGGUUCAAGUACCAGACUCCAAACUUUGAGAAAUAAGUCAGGAAUGAGGGGAGAAUCCUACUUCAUUGGAAUGAGGAGCCCCGGGCAGCAGGGCCAUAUCCCAGAAGAUGGAGGACUUUUCUUACUGUGCUGCAUAGACAGAGACUGGGCUGUCACUCGGUGUUUUGCAGAAGAAGCCUUCCAAGCAAUCACUGACUUCAAUGACCUCCCCAACUCGUUGUUUGCGUGCAAUGUUCACCAGUCAGUGUUCGAAGGAGAAGACGGCAAGGAAAAAUUUGAGGGACUAUUCCGAACCUAUGAUGACUGUGUGACAUUCCAGCUGUUUAAGAGUUUCAGACGUGUUCGAAUAAACUUCAGCAAUCCUAAAUCUGCAGCCCGAGCCAGGAUAGAGCUUCAUGAAACUCAGUUCAGAGGGAAAAAGUUAAAACUCUACUUUGCACAGGUUCAGACUCCAGAGACGGAUGGAGACAAACUGCAUUUGGCUCCACCGCAGCCUGCCAAACAGUUUCUCAUCUCACCCCCUUCAUCUCCUCCUGUUGGCUGGCAGCCAAUCAGCGAUGCCACACCAGUCCUCAACUAUGACCUCCUCUAUGCUGUGGCCAAACUAGGACCAGGAGAGAAGUAUGAGCUCCAUGCAGGGACUGAGUCCACCCCAAGUGUCGUCGUGCACGUGUGUGACAGUGACAUAGAGGAAGAAGAGGAUCCAAGAACUUCCCCAAAGCCAAAAAUCAUCCAGACCCGGCGUCCUGGCCUGCCACCCUCUGUGUCCAACUGAGUUUCCUGCUCUGCCUCGAUGAUAAUAUCCGGCUCCUCUUUAUCAUGCUUUUUAUUUUUUUUUCUUCCGUGUUGUUUGUCAGAAACAAAAAUGAAUUGCCUUUAAAUCCCUGGGUGUUUGGUUGUUUGAGAUUCCUUCCUUGUAAUCAAGCCUCUUGGACAAAAGGGCUAGGAAAAGGUGAUAUGUCUCCUGAUCAUAUCAUACCCAUUAAGUAUAAUCCAUUAUUUAGAAGGUUCUAGGGGGAAAAGUAGUAUUUUCUUAUUAAAUAAUCAGCACAGCCUAUAUCUUUGUUCUCUCUCAUGUUGAUCCAAGCCAGAAACAUCAGUGACAAAUAGCACCUGUGUUGUUCGUGAGCCGUUUCAGUCCCAGUCCUGAUGUGUGCGUGUCGUUUUUUCCUGGCCACUCAAAUAGGACCAUAUGUAACUUGACUUUGACUGCAUGAGAUAUCUCUAUCUGGUCUCUCUCAGUCCUCUGCAUCCCAACAUUCCCAGGACAUGCAUGAUCACCAGCAUUUAUUUUCAUGAUUUGAGGAUAUACUAUAACUCACAGGUCGUCAGCAUCCAGCCAUGUCCUAUCUAGAUUAGGGAAAUGAACAGCAUCAUCCAGCUCAAGUCUGGGUAUCUUCACUAUUUUGAGUCAAUACUUUAUAGCUCUGUUAAAAUUCCUGGAGGCAAAACUGAGCUUGGCCCCAAAGAUAUUCUUCAGUAGAUUUUGAACACCACUUCAUGUAGGAUUUUCCCAGCCUCGUUGGGGAGGCUUGUCCAGUGUGACAGAGACCGAUUUCAGACAAACCUAUUUAUUAUAAAAGUCUCAUGGUGUCGGAACGAUUGUUCUUUCUCUUUGUAUAUUUGUACAAAUGUUUCAGCUGUGCUUUUAAAAUCUGGAUGUUUUUUAUUUAGUGAUUGUUCAACCAUUAGCUGCUUGGAAACAUAAUAUGUGCAUUGCUUCUGAAUGCAUUCAUAUACUAAUACAGAUAAUCUGACAUUACACUCUAGUAUGGAAGAUGCUGAAUUCUGAAAGGGCACAAAAUGUCUCAUGCCAAUGUAUAAGUGAUUAGCCAACAUCUUUGCUAUCAAGACCACUUGUUUUUAAAUAAAGAAAAGAUGCAUGUUCAGUUGUAGACGGUUCGGAUGGAGCUAAACCUCCAGAAUGUAGCAGCAGCUGAGCAUAUUAAAAUAGGAAGGGAUGAUAGAUAAAUAUAUGCUAAUCCUACUCAUGCAAUGCCAUAUGCUCCAAAAGGUUAUUUGUUUUUGUUACACGUGAUUUUUCUAUUUCUCUAGCCCAAAGUGCAUUACAGAAGAUACACCUAGAGAACCAUUACCUUCUGCUAUAUGUGCCAGGCCUCAUCUACUCCUAUAACAUUACUGAAUUACUUUAGAUGCAAAUGCAAAUUACGACGGAGUGGGGAAGUACUUUCAUUCCCCAAGCCUCAGAAAAACACACAAGUACAAUAACACAGCCAACCGAUUGAAGGAUUGUUGUGGUUUUUGACUAAGGUGUAUGUUAGUUUCAUCAGAAACUUAAAACAUAGACUGAUCACUCAGAAAUUAAAGUCCGUUCAACUGUGAAUAUAGCAAUAUAGUACUGGACACAGUACAGAGAAACUGAGGAGAGCAUUGCUUGUAAAAUCCUGAGUUUCCUUAAGGAAAAUGAAGACUCCUUUUAAAACUAAAAUCUGAGGAGUGUACAAUAAGCAAAUGCUUUGAUUUUCCUUUGCUGUGGAGGUUUUCAGGGACAAACGAAAAGACUACAGACAGAAUAGUGGGAAAAUGGUGCCCUCUGGUGGAAGUAAUACUGCACUCAGCUCUUCUGAUAAACAGAUCAACCUUCUCAGCCAAAGGCAGGUCAUUUGACUUGUUAAGCUAGCCUGAAUUUUUGGAAUGCAGGGUCUGAAGAAAUCUAGAUGAGAGAGAAUGUUUGUAACUGUUUUAGAUCAGACACAGACAUUUCUAACAAUUUAGUAAAAGUCAAAAUGACCAUUCUGUGUAUAAUAGAAUACUCGGUGGAUUGUAUAGGUGGUUGGUCUUAGUAGAAUGUAUUGUGUGAAUGUUAACCUGUCUCAAAUGAAGUAAUUCUUUCACUGGGUUGGGUUUGGGGAGGGGGAGGAAGAGAAGCUUUCCCCAGAAGACUGUGAGAAAUGGGAAGGCGUUCUUGAAGGGUUGCAGUGGAACCUCCUAGCACUGUGGAAGUCAGAAUUGCCUCAGCAUUUCCAUGAUGCACAUUAUGCAAACCUCUUUAGCACUAUUUUAAGUUUGAAAAGUUUAAAAAUGGAGGGGAGGGGGACUAUUUCCACCAACUGAAUCAUUUGUGCACGUGUAUAGCUCAAAGAGCUUAGACUUUAAAUAUAUCUGGUGAAUGAC